This is a messenger RNA of Hordeum vulgare subsp. vulgare (domesticated barley), 1105 nucleotides long. RefSeq lists its product as uncharacterized. The record is from RefSeq and is a predicted model, not a curated record. The coding region runs from base 209 to 655 and encodes 148 amino acids. Lineage: Eukaryota; Viridiplantae; Streptophyta; Magnoliopsida; Poales; Poaceae. The transcript has 6 exons.
UUUAAAUGCGGGGCACGCAUGGAGGCCGGAGCAGAGCGCCACGACUCGAGUAGUUGAGCAGUAGCAGCCGCUCCCCUUGCCUAGACCCCCCGUCUCUCCCCUCCCUCCUCUCCAGCCCCAGCCCCGCCGCCUACGGCACGCACAACCGCUCCAUUCACGUGCCCUAAUCCUCGGCCGCAGCUCUCCUCUCCGUCCGUCCGCCCCCGGAAUGGAGCCCAAGAGGUCCUCGCCCCAGCCGCGCGCGGCGACGACUAAGAAGUCGCCUCCCCGCGCCGCCGCCGCCGACGCCGCCGGGGCCGACUCGCCGCUCAGCAGCCUGUUCCACCCGGCGUCGCACGGGGUAAACGGCAAAGAGCAGGACCUGUACGCCAUUCUUUUCAAAGGGCAGAACGGCAAUGCUCAGGCUAGCAUGACAGGUAAUGGUCAAUCCCAGUGGAGUCCUGCUAAAAGCCGUACAACAUACACCAAGGAUAACAAGUAUGACUCAGUUGGCACGUCGUCUUGUUUUGGUUCUUCUGUGCACUAUGGCGGCCGAGACUAUUAUGGCAGCUCUGCACCUAAGCAAGCCGCGGAAUACAGUGAUUACAAGGUGGAUAAGAAGGAUCCUGUCGCAGAUUCUCAUGGCGAUUGGUGGCAAGGCUCGUUUUACUACUAAGCAAGUGCUUGGUGUCCUCUCCCUUGUCGAACAAGGAAAUCGAAGGGGGGAAGGUGUUGUACCUAUUUUCCUUGAUAGCAGUUAUUAUACCUUACAUAGUGGAGAAGACAUUCGCUCAUCGGUGGUGGCAGUAUUUGGACGCAUCAUCACUCCUGGGCAGAUGCUGUGUGUGUGCCUUUUACCUUCUUGUUGUUCCGUAGCAUGUGCUUUAGCUGUGAAAUGUAAUGAACUUACAAGAACCUUAAGAGCUAGGUGUCAGGUUGCAUAAAGGGUCCCAGUUCCAUUCCGCCCAACCUGGGCGGUCUGGUCUCCGACUCCUAUACAUAUUAUCAGACCUGUCUUGCUUGCACCGUCGGAUCCUCUCCCCAGACCAGAAGCGCUGGAGAAGCAGAGAUCAUUUACAUUGUACUACUACAAGUGUACUGUUGGAAUUUCAUAUAAGUUUGGAAA